This is a messenger RNA of Ectocarpus siliculosus, 1526 nucleotides long. The record is from the annotation of a GenBank genome assembly. NCBI's taxonomy places the organism in Eukaryota, Phaeophyceae, Ectocarpales, Ectocarpaceae.
AUGCAAGACCACAGCGACAACCAGCGCGUGGACUACGGCGUUCACCACAAAAUGACCAUGACCAAGCUUUCCUGGUUCUCCUUGGCUACCGCGGGAUGGCUCGCGGGUGCUUCCACGGAUGCUUACUAUGAGUCGGUGACAGCGGGCCAAGGAUUCUCGUGCGGUGUUUUGGAGGCGACCGGGCGGGUGGAGUGCUGGGGGGAGGGCGCCCUGGGUGACACGCCUUCCCUCGACGUCCUGGAGGGAAAACUACUGGACGAGCACCACCUGUCCAUCUCCGGAGGUGGGUUUCACGUCUGCGGACUUUACUACGAGGGGGGUGAGAAGCUCAACAAGAACGUCCGGGCGUACUGCGUGGCUUCUUUCGAUGACGGGGCUGAGCAGGAUGCGGGACAGCUGAACAUCCCCGACCUGCCCGACGGGAAGUACUGGAGGGAGAUGAGCGCGGGGGGUCAGCACACCUGCGGCAUCGACACCGACCGCAUGGUACACUGCUGGGGAUCGGAGGAUGGCUUGCGCCGCGACCUGGGGGAGUUCGCGGGCAUGGAGCACCGCCACAUCUCCGCCGGAGGACUUGCCACUUGCGGCAUCCUCAUGUCGGACCGCACCGGCUACUGCGUCGGCGAGGUGCCCCAGGCUAUGCUCCCGGAGGAGUACGCUAACACGCAGUUCGCGAGGCUCGAGGCCGGGGGCGCCUUCUCGUACGGCCUGGUGAAGGACACGAAGGAGCUAAUCAAGUGGGGUCCGACCGAAGGCGAUCCGGCCGCUAUCGUGGAGAGCAUCCCCGUCGAGCCCCCGACGGGCUUCCGGUCCAUCAAGACUUUCAGCAUUGCCGCCGGGGCUGCCCACGUUUGCGCCACGGGAAGGCGCAACAGGAAAGCCAUCGCUAGCGGCCUCCCCACGAAGGGAGCGUGGUGCGCGGGCACCGGCGGAGAGGAGAUCUCCGGUAUCUCCGACGCCGCCUAAGCACUCUCCAUUGGGUGCCACCCUCUGCCUAUAGUGCCUCCGUGUACCACAAGUAGCGAUGCCUAGCUUCUUGCAUACCUUCAGCGGGGCGUUGCGAUUCUCCGGCAUGUAGCGGGGGGGGGUGUACUCAUGGUUUGUGUUGCCUUAGCGGUUAGAGGUUAGGGUUAGGGUUAGAGCUUGGGGGGUGUUUGUUGUUUGCCUGACGGUAUGUGAUAUGAAAUCACGCAUGUAUUAAGAGGUGUGGUGUGCUAUGCACAGCGGUCUCGUUUCGCUUCCGGCAUGAUAUCCAUUGAGGCGAUUUGUUUUUGUGCUUGUUUCCGUGUGUCCUCUCCCGUUUUCUUGUGUGCACUGUGUGGACACCAGGCGCCCCCGUGUUUCCCUUGCUCGCCUUCUGGUGUCUACGUCCACCUCCGUUGUCUUAGCCAUGGGGAGUCUCGUUUCGAGGAAAGGGGGGCGUACUCAUGUUUCCAGGGGGCCAUGCUGUGACGAGCCCGAUACCAUGACCGUGGAUUCGUAAGGUCUCCAGCACGUGUGAGCCGGACACAGUGUUUAUCUGGGCA